Molecule: messenger RNA, 1866 nt
Organism: Neospora caninum
Lineage: Eukaryota; Apicomplexa; Conoidasida; Eucoccidiorida; Sarcocystidae
Product: putative DnaJ domain-containing protein
Exons: 9
Source: RefSeq, a predicted model, not a curated record
UUCUGCAUUCUUCCUGCAUUCCUUGACCUCUCCCUCCUCCCCGUCAUAUCCGUUCCCGCGUACCCCACCAUGUCUGCGUCUGCCGACCCGUCGUCUCCUGACCCUGCCUCUUCUUCCUCUGCCUCUUCUUCCUCCGCCUCCAAUCCUGCUUCUCCGUCCUCCUCUUCUGCGGCUGAUUUCUUCGGUUCCUUCGACGUGUGGAGUGUCUUUGGCGGGGAGGAAGAAAAGUCUUCAUCCUCGGGAAAAAAAAAGGGAACGAGUGGAAAGGUGCACAGGAGGAAGCACUCCUCGUCUUCCGCCCCCAGUCGAUCGACUUCUUCCAGCGGGGGGAUCUCCGGCUUCUUUGACGGCCUUUUCAGAUGGGGCAGCUCGUCGGAUCCUUCCAACUGGAAUGACCACACGACCGGCUACUCGCUGCCGGCAGAGGCGGCUGAAGUGCUGCAGGGAACGAAGCCGCAGGAGUCUAGCCAAGACUCGAGUGCUCCGAAAGCGCUGACCUACGGAGACGUCGAAGGAGGGAACGAGAGAUCCUCUUCGUCGUCCGCUUCUUCCGCGGCUGCGGCCGCAGCCUUUUUCUCGGACGACAAGGGCGAGAAGCACGAAUUCCAGGAAGAGAAGCCAGACAGCAGCGGAGCAAAGGCGACUGGAGAUGGAGCAAAGGCGACUGGAGAUGGAGCAAAGGCGACUGGAGACGGACAAAAGAAAGUAGUUGACACGAGCUACUACGACGCCUUGGAAGUCUCGCCAGAUGCGUCAGCCGCCCAGAUCAAAAAGGCCUACUACAAGCUUGCUCUCAAAUGCCAUCCAGACAAAAACCCGGGCGACCCUGAGGCGAACUUGAAAUUCCAGAAAAUCGGAGAGGCGUAUCAGGUGCUCAACGAUCCAAAGAGAAGAGAGCAGUACGACAAGUUCGGCCUGUCCGCGACGCAGAACAUGAAACUCAUUGAUCCAGCUCUCUUCUUCAUGAUGCUCUUCGGCUCUGAGCAACUCGACCCCUGGAUUGGAAAAUUAAAGAUGGCGCACUUGGUGCAAGUCCUCACACAAGACGAGACAGGCUUCCCAGGCGAAUCAGAUGGAAACGGGGCCAAACCCGAAGAGUCGGCGAAGCAGCGAGAGAAAAUGAUGAAGGAGAUGGAACUGGAGCAGAAGAAGCGGGAAGUGACUCUCGCUCUCGAGCUUCGGGAUCGCCUUCAACCCUACGUGGAUGGUGAAGAAGACCGAUGGAAACAGGACAUGAACAAGGAGGUCACAUCUCUCUGCGAAUCCUCUUUCGGAGAUUCCAUCGUUGAGUCCAUCGGGUGGACCUACGAGAACUUUGCGGAUGCCUACCUCGGCGAAGUGCAGACGACUUGGGGCCUGGGGGCGACGCUGGCGAACGUGCAGGCAACAGGCCGGAGCAUUGGAAACACCUUCGCAGUGGCAAAGUCGAUGGUCCAAGCCGCCGUGGCGGCAACAGACAUUCAGGCUCGCCACGAACAGAGGCGAAAAGGGGCGGAAGGCGAGGACGGAGAGGGGGAAAAAUCGAGCAGCGGCGAAGACGCAGGGGCGCCUCCAACUCAUCUUGAUACACACGAGAUGGGCCGAGUCGGAGAGAUUCUGCAGAGCAUUCUCAGCAUCGUUCUGUACGACGUCGAAGACACUACGCGGCGAGCAGCGGAGAAGGUCUGUCGAGACGAAUCCGUGGAUUUGCCGACCCGUGUCAAGAGAGCAGAGGCUCUGAAGAUGCUCGGCCACAUGAUGCAGGAGAAGGGAGCUAAGGCCAAGAAGUUGAAGGAAAACAGAGAAUUCGACGUCACCAAACACAUGGAGGACGCCUUCAUCAAAGCAACCAUCGCCGCAGAUGAAAAGAAUCACAAAUCGCGUUGA